UAGGGAGAGAUCGCAGUGCCUGGGAAAGUUGUCGGUAGUAAAAGUGCCACGUCUGCUGCGUAGUCAUGAACUUGCCCGAAGCUGUUGUCCCAAAGUCUUAACUCUUUGUAGUCAGGGUCCCUUUCUCUGUUUGUAGGGACUCUCUCCUGUCCUACUAACAUGAGACUUCUCGCAUGGAACGCGGUCCUGACUCUCUUAGUCACUCCUCUGAGCGGGGCUCUGAUCCCUGAACCAGAAGUGAAGAUCGAGGUUCUCCAGAAGCCAUUUAUCUGCCAACGCAAGACCAAAGGGGGAGACUUAAUGCUGAUCCACUAUGAAGGCUACUUAGAAAAGGACGGCGCCUUAUUCCACUCCACUCAUAAACAUAACAAUGGUCAGCCCAUUUGGUUCACCCUGGGCAUUCUGGAGUCUCUGAAAGGCUGGGACCAGGGCUUGCAGGGCAUGUGUGUGGGAGAGAAGAGAAAGCUCACCAUUCCGCCUGCGCUUGGCUAUGGAAAAGAAGGACAAGGUAAGAUUCCUCCAGAGAGUACAUUGAUAUUCAACGUUGAUCUGCUGGAGAUUCGGAAUGGACCAAGAUCCCAUGAAUCCUUCCAAGAAAUGGAUCUGAAUGAUGACUGGAAGCUUUCUAAAGAUGAGGUUAAAGUGUAUUUAAAGAAGGAGUUUGAAAAGCAUGGUGCGGUGGUGAAUGAAAGUCAUCAUGACGUUUUGGUGGAGGAUAUUUUUGAUAAAGAAGACGAAGACAAAGAUGGAUUUAUAUCUGCCAGAGAAUUUACAUAUAAGCACGAUGAGUUAUAGAGACAGAGCUGCUACUUUCUACUGGAUUUAGCAGGUGACUGCCUUUCAAGAAAGCCUUAUUUUUAAACAAUGUUCUAUUCUUGCGGUUCUAAAAUUUUUCAAUGUUUUUUUUUCUAAAGAAUACUUCAGGAGCUCCUUAAGGCCCUUCUGUGCCCAUUUUUUUCUGGUGAGUUAUUGUGAAGGAAAAAAAUGACUUUGUCUUUGGAUGGAAUUUGCUGGACCAUUGUCCAGUUUCUCACACCAAGUCUUAACGUUCUACUUGCUUACUUGUAAUUUAAAACAUUGCAACUGAGCACAUACCAUCACCUGAGACCAAUGGAGUGCGCUGUACUUCUCCUUUCCUCGGUUUCCUCUAAGUGAGAGGCCGACCCACUUGAAAAGCCGUUUGCAAUAACCCCUAGGCUUACUGUUUUCACGUUAAAAUGAAAUCGUUUCUCUUAAACUGCUUUUGAAUCUCUGCUUGAGGAAAAUGGUCGUUGGACUUGACUGGUUAGCAACUACUGCUUUACCAAAGGACGUGCAGUGCUACAGUGUGUAACUGAGGUUCACAACCCACCAACCAGCCAACCAAAGAUCACAAACACCGACAUCGCUGCCAUCAAGUCAGUUCCAGUUCGUAGUAAGUAACCCC
Molecule: messenger RNA, 1426 nt
Organism: Echinops telfairi (small Madagascar hedgehog)
Lineage: Eukaryota; Metazoa; Chordata; Mammalia; Afrosoricida; Tenrecidae
Gene: FKBP14
Product: FKBP prolyl isomerase 14
Exons: 4
Coding region: 160-795 (211 amino acids)
Molecular function (GO): calcium ion binding; peptidyl-prolyl cis-trans isomerase activity
Source: RefSeq, a predicted model, not a curated record